Molecule: messenger RNA, 2457 nt
Organism: Helianthus annuus (common sunflower)
Lineage: Eukaryota; Viridiplantae; Streptophyta; Magnoliopsida; Asterales; Asteraceae
Exons: 6
Coding region: 1-2457 (818 amino acids)
Source: RefSeq, a predicted model, not a curated record
AUGCCUAAACGACCAAAAAUUGUCUCCGUAUACAAUGACGUUGAUAAAGAAAACACUCAGCAUGUUGUCCUCCCAAUUGUUACUCGAGACGAGGCAUCUCAUAGAAGAAAAUUAAGAAAAUUAAUCUUGGAUAAUAAGAAAUCAAAUGUGGGAACUACAUCGUCAUCCCUCAAUAUUGAUUCCACUAAUAUUAAUUCCACUUCCACUCCGUGUGUUACAUCUGAUAACAUAGUCAACAAAAUUGGUUUUCACAAUUUUGAAUCCACUCCUGAGGUGACUAAUAAUGUUAAUUCAAGUCUUUCAAGUAUUGUAACAAGUAACAAUAUUUGUAGUACCAGCAAUCGUACAACGACAAAAAACGAUAUUGGGAAUAAUAUUUCAACUGGCAUCACAUCAACCACCUGCACAUCAUCAUUCAACCGUAAUUUGCAAAGGCUAUCAUCUGGCAAACGUAAGUUGGUAUCCAAAGCACGUAUUUCGUCUCCUAUACCAAUGAUCGACUUGACCACAGAUGAAACCGUAGUACGAGAUCCUUAUAAAGGUGUUUCUACAGAUUAUUUAGAUCACGGUGAUCAAGUUAUUACUUGUGAAGUUUGUUAUGCAAAGUUAUGGGACGCAGAGAAAGGAAGCGGAAGAAAAGAGGGUGGCAAAAUAUGUCAUAUGUUAUGUUGUGGUUAUGCCAAAGUUGUGUUACCGGAUUACAAAACCGCGACACCUUAUUAUAAAAGUCUAUUCAUGUCAAAUGACAAUGAAAGCAAGCACUUUUUGAAGAACAUUCGACGAUACAAUUCUAUGUUCGCGUUUACCUCAAUGGGUGGUAAGGUUGACCAUACCGUGAAUACUGGUAAUGCUCCUUUUUGCUACAGAAUUAGUGGUGAAAAUUACCAUUCUAUUGGUAGUCUUGUGCCACCAAACGGAGUGAAGCCUAAAUUUUGUCAGUUAUACAUAUACGAUACUGAAAAUGAGUUGGCAAACAGGACUUCAGACAAUGCUUCCUCAUCAUCCACUUCAGAUGAAACCGAUAAUAAGCUGAUACAACAAAUCAAAGCAAUGUUUGAUGCCGAAAAUGUGCUUGUGAAAAUUUAUAGGAUGGUUAGAGAUUGCUUCCAACAAAAUCCUUAUACCACUUUAAAGCUUCGCCUUAUUGGCAAAAGAGAACAAGAUGGUCGGACUUAUAACUUACCUACUUCCUCAGAGGUUGCUGCUCUUAUUGUUGGAGAUAUCGAUAACGCACUUGAGAAAAGAGAUAUCGUUGUCGAGACACAAACAGGUUCAUUAAAAAGAAUAAGUGAAUUGCAUCCAUCCUAUCUUGCACUUCAGUAUCCUAUUUUGUUCCCAUAUGGAGACGACGGUUACAGAAUUGACAUACCACAUAGGGGUGUCAUUGAUGUUACUAACAAGAAACGUCCGAAUUGUACAAUGAGAGAGUUUUUUGCGUAUCGUGUACAAGAUCGUAGUAACCAGUUUUCAUUGAUUCUAAAUUCUCGACGCUUAUUCCAACAGUUUUUGGUUGAUGCUUAUACGAUGAUUGAGAGCGAGCGACUUAACUUUAUAAGAUUUCAGCAACAAGAUCUCAGGUCUGAUACAUAUGAGAAUAUCCGGAAACUAAGAUAUAAUGGCCAACAAGAUUUGUCUAAGGUUGGAAAACGUAUUUUCCUUCCAUCUUCCUUUACAGGCGGGUCACGAUAUAUGAUGCAAAACUAUCUUGACGCAAUGGCAAUUUGUAAAUGGUAUGGUUAUCCAGACUUUUUUAUAACCAUUACCUGCAAUCCCAAAUGGCCGGAGGUUCAAAGGUUUCUUAAGGACACAAAUCUUAAUCCGGAGGAUAGGCCUGAUAUUUUAUCUCGAAUUUUUAAAAUAAAGCUGGAUGCCAUUUGUAAAGAUUUGAAAGACCGUGAUUUGUUUGGAAAAGCUUCUGCUGUUGUUUACACUAUUGAGUUUCAGAAGCGAGGAUUGCCUCAUGCACAUAUGUGCUUAUUCAUGGAGAAUGAUUACAAACUUCCAACUGUAGACCAUGUUGAUCAGUUUAUUUCUGCAGAAAUCCCUGAUUUAAACCAAGAUCCGGAACUAUAUACGCUUGUGAAAGACCAUAUGAUUCACGGUCCAUGUGGUAAUGCUAGAAUGAGCUCUCCAUGUAUGGUUGAUAGAAAAUGCUCAAAAGGUUUUCCCAAGAAAUUUCAAGAUCACUCAACCUUGGAUUCUAACGGAUUUCCCUUAUACAGAAGAAGAGAUGAUGGUUCCUUCGUUUUAAAAAAUAAAAUUCAGUUAGACAAUAGAAGUGUUGUACCUUAUAACAAAAAGCUUUUGAAAAGAUAUCAGGCGCCUAUAAACGUUGAAUGGUGCAACCAAGCGGCGUCAAUAAAGUAUUUGUUCAAGUAUAUUAAUAAAGGUCCUGAUAGAGCAACAGUUGCUGUGGUUCCGAGCAACAAUGAAAACGAACAAGCAGAAAAUGAUUAA